Mauremys mutica (yellowpond turtle) is the source of this 2703-nucleotide messenger RNA. RefSeq names its product zinc finger protein 436-like. Bases 22 to 1023 code for a protein of 333 amino acids. NCBI's taxonomy places the organism in Eukaryota, Metazoa, Chordata, Testudines, Geoemydidae. Gene Ontology annotation, molecular function: RNA polymerase II cis-regulatory region sequence-specific DNA binding; DNA-binding transcription factor activity, RNA polymerase II-specific. Gene Ontology annotation, biological process: regulation of transcription by RNA polymerase II. The record is from RefSeq and is a predicted model, not a curated record. The transcript is spliced from 3 exons.
AGAGCCCUCUGCAGAGACGUCAUGCAGGAGAAUCAUCAGAAUGUGACCUCGCUGGAGUUUCUGCUUUUCAAACCUGAUGCGAUCUCCCAUCUGAAACAAGAGGAUGAGCCAGGGAUCCCAGAUCUCCAUGAUUCAGAGGAAAGAGAGAUUGUGAGAGGUGCCUGCAUAGGUGAUGGGAUGGUGAGUGAGAACGAGGAGAAGAAACCUCUGCAGGAAGAUGCUGAGCAAGUGGAACCACACAGGGCAUUGCUGCAAAUAUCUCAGGAGGACGUGUCCAGGAGUCAUGAGCAGAGAGAAGGUCGUGAGAGUCAGCACAGGCCAGAGAGGAAGCAGGGAAACAAGCCAAUGGAGAAGACAAAUAGCUCCAUUAAUUAUUGGGGACCUCAUGAGUACCUUGAGGAAACCAUAGCCGAGCACAAAAUCCACACAGCAGAGAGAAAUAACCCAUGCAGUGAGUGUGGGAAAAACUUCAGUAGACGCUCUGACCUUAUUAAACAUCAGAGAAUCCACACAGGGGAGAGACCUUAUGAGUGCUGGGAGUGCAGGAAAACCUUCACUCGCAGCUCAAACCUUAUUGCACAUCAGAGGAUUCACACAGGAGAGAGACCCUAUGAAUGCUGCAAGUGCGGGAAAAGCUUCAUUUGGCGCUCAAGCCUUAUUACACAUGAGAGAAUCCACACAGGGGAGAGACCUUAUGGGUGCUGUGAGUGCGGGAAAAAAUUUAUUGAGAGCUCAAAGCUUAGGAAACAUCAGCGAAUCCACAUGGAAGAGAGCCCCUUUGAAUGCUGCGAGUGCAGGAAAAACUUCACUCAGAGCUCAGAUCUCAUUGCACAUCAGAGGAUCCACACAGGAGAGAGACCCUAUGAGUGCGAUGAAUGCGGGAAAAGCUUCGCUCGGAGCUCAGACCUUAUGCGACAUCAGAGGAUUCACAUGGGAGCCAGACCUUAUGAGUGCUGUGAGUGCGGAAAAAACUUCGCUCGGAGCUCAGACCUGAUUAGACAUCAGAGGGUCCACACAGCCUAGAGACACUGUAGGUGCUCUGAGUGUGGGAAAGCUUGUCUCAGAACCCAGCACUUCCUUCUCAUCAGAGAAUUUGCAAGGGAAAUAAACACCCCAAGAACUUUAUCAAGGGCUGACAUCAGGGUUUGUUUGUUUUUUCUUCACUAGUUUUUGCUAAUUCCCUCUUAAAAGCUCUUUGAACUAGGUGGGUUUCCCAUUUUUCUCUUUUGUAGCUCACCAUUCUUUGGGAUUAAUCCUCUGCUCCAUUCUAUCAACUCCUUUAUUCUGUGUGUCAUGGGAACAUGUCUCCCUAUUAGCUCUGGGGGACAGGGGUGACCUAAACUAGCUCCAUCAAGAUAAAAUUACCUGGCCCUCAUCUCCACUCGGAUUUCCCAUGGCCUUAGCUAGCUUAAUGUAAAACCACAACUAUUCCUGCAGUAAAGACAUAGCCUGUGUAUAGUAGUUGGGGGUGUCUAGCAGGUUUACUCAGAACUUCACCAGUGCUCCAUCAGUUUUCCUUGUCUAAACAACCCCGGAGCAUCUCAUUGCUACUCUUCCUCCCACUGUAAAGUGAUUGUUAGAGUCACCAAGUUCCCCUUUCAGCACAGAUUCCCUCAUUCCCAUUUUUCUCACAUUGCCGUGGAUUGUGCUGAACAUCAGUUAUUUUUGUACCAUUUUCUUACUUAAAAUAUAUUUAAUGAUAACAAAUUCUGUGACACCCAAAGAGUCGGUCCCCAGCCUGUAGCGGUGCAUAGGAUUCUUCCGUCCUAAGUGCAGGGCUCUGCACUUCUCCAUGUUGAACUACUUCAGAUUUCUUUUGGUCCAAUCCUCCAAUUUGUCUAGGUCACUCUGGACCCUAUCCCUCUCCUCUAGUGUAUCUACCUCUCCCCCCAGCUUAGUGUCAUCCACGAACUUGCUACUGGUGCCAUCCCAUCAUCCAGAUAAUUAAUGAAGAUGUUGAACAAAACGGGCCCGAGGACAGACCUCUGGGGCACUUUGCUUGAUACCAGCUGCCAACUAGACAUGGAGCCAUUGAUCACUACUCUUGAGCCCGACGAUCUAGCCAGCUUUCUAUCCACCUUAUAGUCCAUUCAUCCAAUCCAUGCUUUUUUAACUUACUGGCAAGAAUACUGUGGGAGACCGUAUAUCAAGGUAUAUCACAUCCACCACUUUCCUCAUAUCUACAGAGCCAGUUAUAAGAUUUUGCAAUCUUUAGUUGUGUCAUAGGUACCAAUGAAAAAUAAAUUAAACAUGAAUUUAUUGGUUAAAGAGUAAGACGCUAAUGAUGUGCUAGCCUGAAUUUUAUUGGUAAACUGAAGUAUAUGUUUUUGUUACUAAUAUAGGCAAUGGUGGUUAAUGCUGAAAAGUUUAUUUGGGAUAAUUUAUCCCCCUUGGACAGAGGAGUUUUGACAUCAAACCUUCCUCCAAAGCUUGGGGUGGGGAAAGCUUGGGGAAGUAAUGGAACUGAGAAUACAAACUCCAUAGAGAAUUUAAUUAUUGUAUUUCAAAUGGAAUUCAUUUGGAUAAGUGCUAAAGUAAAUGUCUGUAAAGAGGAAAACAACUUAAGGACACAAUUUGUGUGACCUUUUCCCCUAGUUAGAUUUUGAGGAUCAUGGAGUUCCCACCUUCUCUUGUUUGCAAAGGAAAGACGUGAGAUGUGUCAUGAGAUACACACACUUAUUAAUAAAGAUUGUGAUGGAUGCA